Molecule: messenger RNA, 2035 nt
Organism: Zeugodacus cucurbitae (melon fly)
Lineage: Eukaryota; Metazoa; Arthropoda; Insecta; Diptera; Tephritidae
Exons: 4
Coding region: 64-1290 (408 amino acids)
Source: RefSeq, a predicted model, not a curated record
CAAAUGAAAUAUUCAAGCCAUAGAACUUAGUUCACAGUGCAGAGCCGUCAGAAUUCGAAAGAAAUGCAGCAACGCAAUGAAGAAAACUUACAUCAGAAUUCGUUAAAUGAGCCUCUCUUAAGUCGACUGUUACAGCAAAAUGUAAAAGGUUUUCACAAAAUCACAAAUUGGAGGAACUCGCAGAGCUUUUCCUAUUCCAUAAGAAUCGAAAUUCAGUCAGAAGAUGGAAAAUUACGAACCGGUCAAUACGUUCUUAAGGCUUAUCCGACAGAGAAAUUAAUAAUCUCUGACACAUUAAGUAAAGAAUUUUAUGUGUAUACCGAGUUGAUUCCUGACUUUGAGAAACUCUAUGGUAAAGUUUUUAAAGAGGUUCAAUUUGCACAAACUGUGCAAUCUAUUACUCAGGGACUCAAUGAAAAGUCUAUAGCGGGAUGCAUCUUAUUGGAAGACGCACUUUCAAAAGGAUACCGGAAUGCCAGUAGCGCCGAAGGGCUCGAUGUUAAACACAUUGAAUUUGCUUUGAAAAAGCUAGCUGCCUUUCAUGCAGCAUCUGCAGUUUAUGUAUCCAAGCACCACGACGCUGUGUGUAGAAAACUUUUUCACAUUAACAAUUUUGCACGAAAUAAUGGAAAUUGUAUUAUCAAAGAAUGCGAUGUAUUACUAAAUCGUAAAUUCAUUGAAGGACUUCGAUUUUAUGACAUGCGGGAAUAUCAGGAUAAGAUAAGGUCUUUCACAAAAUCACUUGAUAGGCAAAAGCAGUUAUGCAUUACUGGUGAUGUCAACGAAUUCAAUGUUCUGUUGCAUGGCAAUUGUUGGCCAAACAAUUUCCUCUAUAGCUACGACGCUUUUGGUAAAAUAAAGGAGGUACUACUCACUAACUUCACAAACUGUGAGUGGGGCUCGCCAGCCAUUGAUUUGCUCGCGUUGCUCCUAUCAGCGUCUUGCUUGUCAAUUAAGAUAAGCAAGUUCGAUUAUUUCGUUAAGGUGUAUCACGAUGAGUUGUGCCUCAACUUGAAGAUAUUGGCGUAUAACAAAAACUCACCAAAAUUAACGGAUCUACAUCUAGCCAUUUCAAAAUACUACUGGUGGGGUUUUGAAGUGAUCCAAAAAAUACUGCCAACUGUGAUGCUGUCAUUUGGCGUCAGCGAGUUCCACAUAAAUGAGAAACUAAUACGUAACCAUGAGUUAAAUACGCAGUUUAUCAAUGAAGCUUAUGCGAAUCCACGAUAUGCUAAGGAAAUUGCUGUGAUUUUGCCUUGGAUGGAAAAUAGGGGUUUCCUCGAGGAAUAACAGUCCUUCAAAUUAUAUUCUUCUCGAUUUUCCUUUUCUGACAACCCGUCGCAAGCGAAAUAGAAAUAUACAAACAGAGAGUAAACAUUCAAGCAGAAAUUAAACAAAAACUCUAAUAUUUUGUUUUGUCUAGUUGUUUGAUUGUAUUUAAAAAAUAAAAUGUGGAAGUGUACUUAAUUUUCUAGGUUUCGCCACAUCUAAAUUUUUGUAAAAUAGUCGUUUAUUUGCGCUUAGCGUUUUUUCCUAUUGGCAAACACCAAACUGCUGCUAAAUUAUUAAGAGAAUUAUGUGUUAGGUAUGAGAAUAAAGUUCGUAAAGAUAAAAGCUAUGAUCAGGAUGGGCAAAGACCAGGCAUGGGCAAACUCUUAGCAUGUGUUAAAAGAGAUUAUGUGAUCAUAUAAGUGCUGAACACAUAGAAGACGACAAGCGACGAGCGACAUCUGUCAAAUAUUAAAAUACACGCGUUCUUAUGGGCACAGAUUUUUUGACAACAGCACGACUUCACGACAAAAGGGUUGAAGUCUUCGCUGUCCCCAAAUUAGAAAUGUUUCUAAUUUUGCCGACGACCAUGGCCGCUGUAGAGCUGCCACUAAUAAGUGAAAUGUAAAAUUAUUCAAAGUUCUAAUAAGUAUGACGUUAUUUUGCCAGCAGAAACCUAAAAUAACUUUGAUAUAUCAUUUAUAAUAACAAUCGAUUAUUUAAAACAAAUAAAUCGACCAUUUUUACAUUUUUUGCACAAAUAAUU